Messenger RNA from Cynocephalus volans (Philippine flying lemur), 2535 nucleotides. It is a transcript of the gene SEPTIN3, whose product is annotated as septin 3. Gene Ontology annotation, molecular function: GTPase activity; GTP binding; molecular adaptor activity. Gene Ontology annotation, cellular component: presynaptic cytoskeleton; septin ring; microtubule cytoskeleton. Bases 1 to 2535 code for a protein of 844 amino acids. The record is from RefSeq and is a predicted model, not a curated record. The transcript is spliced from 11 exons. Gene Ontology annotation, biological process: cytoskeleton-dependent cytokinesis; intracellular protein localization. Lineage: Eukaryota; Metazoa; Chordata; Mammalia; Dermoptera; Cynocephalidae.
AUGGACCAUGACUUUGCUCCUCUUCCUCCAGAGAUGCAGCCACACAGAGCCCCAGGCUCUGGAACUUCCUUCUCCCGCAGCCACAUGCUGGGGCGCCCUACCCACCCAGCAAGGCUCUCUGGAGGGGUGUCCCCCCUCGUUCCUGUCCUCAGGAAGACUAUCCAUCUGGAUGCCUUUCCCCAAAGCCAUAUUCCACAGACUUCCAGCCGAUUGGGCCUUGGAGCCAGAGCCCAGAGUGAGCCCCCACAGGAGACUGGCAUUGCCCCAGGAGCUGCCCUGAACCCCCUGCCUGCCAACAGCCUUGUGCCCAGGAAGCUCAGCUCCAUCUCCUUAACACUCCGUCAGAACAGCCAAGCACGGCCUCUGGACCCUCUACUUUCUCACUGGAAAGAGUUGCCCACCCCAGGCAGGGAGUCUGCCAUCCACAGAGAAGGGAGGCUGUCCUCUCCAGGCUCACCACCCAUGACCCUAGUGCCAGGGGGCCGGGUCCACUCCAAAGGCCCAGAGAACCCAGGUCUGACCAAACCCAGCAAGAUGUCCAUAGUGGAGAAGCCUCUGGUGAGUUCAUACCUGGCCUUACCUUUCCAAUCCCGGUUAGCCAAGGGUUCAUCAAGCCUUGCUGGGCCAGGCCCAGUGGGUCAGGGGCACCCUGUACCCAUGACCGCCCACAUGCCUACCAGAGCUUCUCCAGGAAGAAGCAAGUCCCGGCCCAGGGGUAUCCCCAGAUCCCGGCUGCGUCUCCAAAGGGCCACCCCUGUUAUGAAUUUGUCUUCUGUGGACACAAGGCCAGACAUAGCCAGACACUUAGUGACAAUGGCCAAAAACAGACCUAGCUUGGCUAUCAAUCUGGCCACACAAAACACAUCCAGAUGGGACACAGGCACAGAGUUCCCCACUCUGAAUACCAAGGUGGAUACAGUCAUGGACUUGUCUACAGCUGGCACAGCCAAGUCAGGCAAAGCCAUGAACGUGGCUCCAACAGGCACUGCUAUGAAUUUGACCACAGUAGGGGCAACCAAGCAGGGCGUAGUCAUGGAUCUGAUAACCUCAAACCCAGACAAGCUGGGCAAAGCUAUGGUUACAACAGUUACAGCCAAGCCAGAUAUGACCACAGGGGGCACAGCCAUGGAUUUGGCAACACUAGAUCCAAUGAAGCUGGACACAACCAUAGCUACAUUGGGCACAAACAGGUUGGGCACAGUUUUGACUUUGGCUAGAGCAAAUACAGCCAAGCUGGGCACUACUAUGGAUCCUCUUGCUUUGGACACAAGCAGGCUGGGCACAGCCAUGGGUUCAGGUGUGCCAGUCACCCCAGACUCAGCCAUUGGGACCACACUGGACAGUGUCAAUAACCUGACCACAUCAGACAUUGCUACCUACUCACUGAUGCCAAGCAGAAGCACAAGCCCUGCCCUGGACCAUGCUACAACAGAGGCUGCCACGCUGGACCUGGCCAAAGAAUCUAAAGGACUCCCAGAGACCAGGACGGACGCAGCCAUGUCAGAGCUGGUGCCUGAACCCAGGCCUAAGCCAGCAGUGCCCAUGAAGCCUGUCAGCAUCAACUCCAACCUGCUGGGCUACAUCGGCAUCGACACCAUCAUUGAGCAGAUGCGUAAGAAGACCAUGAAGACUGGGUUUGACUUCAACAUCAUGGUUGUUGGCCAGAGUGGACUGGGCAAGUCAACAUUGGUCAACACACUCUUUAAAUCCCAAGUGAGCCGCAAGGCCUCCAGCUGGAACCGGGAAGAGAAGAUCCCGAAGACAGUGGAGAUCAAAGCUAUUGGGCAUGUGAUAGAAGAAGGUGGUGUCAAAAUGAAGCUGACUGUCAUCGACACCCCAGGCUUUGGAGACCAGAUCAACAAUGAAAACUGCUGGGAGCCCAUUGAGAAGUACAUCAAUGAGCAGUACGAGAAGUUCCUGAAGGAGGAGGUAAACAUCGCCAGGAAGAAGCGCAUCCCUGACACUCGCGUCCACUGCUGCCUCUACUUCAUCUCCCCCACAGGACACUCCUUGCGACCGCUUGAUCUCGAGUUCAUGAAACACCUCAGCAAAGUUGUGAACAUCAUCCCUGUCAUUGCUAAGGCUGACACCAUGACCCUGGAGGAGAAGUCUGAAUUCAAGCAAAGGGUUCGCAAGGAGCUUGAAAUACAUGGCAUCGAAUUCUACCCCCAGAAGGAAUUUGAUGAGGAUUUGGAGGACAAGACGGAGAAUGACAAAAUCAGGCAGGAGAGCAUGCCUUUUGCUGUGGUGGGAAGUGACAAGGAGUACCAAGUGAAUGGCAAGAGGGUCCUCGGCAGAAAAACUCCCUGGGGGAUCAUCGAAGUGGAAAACCUCAACCACUGUGAGUUUGCCCUGCUUCGAGACUUUGUCAUCAGGACUCACCUCCAGGACCUCAAGGAAGUGACACACAACAUCCACUAUGAAACUUACAGAGCCAAGCGGCUCAAUGACAAUGGAGGCCUCCCUCCGGGAGAAGGCCUCCUGGGCACUGUCCUUCCACCUGUGCCAGCCACCCCCUGCCCCACUGCCGAAUGA